Protopolystoma xenopodis is the source of this 615-nucleotide messenger RNA. The record is from the annotation of a GenBank genome assembly. Lineage: Eukaryota; Metazoa; Platyhelminthes; Monogenea; Polystomatidea; Polystomatidae.
AUGAAUAUCGUCACCAGUGUCCUCCUACUAUACUGCACCGAGGAACAAGCCUUCUGGCUAUUGACAGCCAUCUGCGAGCGUCUUCUUCUUGACUACUAUGACAGCCGAGUUAUCGGCAUUCGUGUGGACCAGGGAGUGCUCUGCGAUUUGGUUCAGGAGCAUCUGCCGCACCUUUUGCGCGCUGGCCUCAGCGGGCCUGCAACAGGACCGACUACUGGAUCUGGAAACGAGCAUCAUUCAUAUGACUCUGCUCGCCUACAUAGUCAACCUCAGUCUCCGUCACACUUCCAACAGACGGCCAAGCAUCAGCCCGACUCUGUGUUGGCUACUACAACGCCUUCACCCGAAGAUGUCGGCUUCAUCACGGGUGGUGGUGGAUUUGAUCCUAUUAUCAGCUACAAAGCAUUCGUCAACAGUCAGAACAAAAACCGGCAUUUAAAAGGCAACGGGGCUACUUGCAAUGAUCGACGUGGUCAGGUUGCUGAGAAUGAAGCUUUUAAUCACAAAACUCAAUGUAGACAACCCCUCAAGCAGCGGCCACAACAGCAGCAAUCGAAGCGCAACAGCAAACGAGUGAGUCCCUUUAGGUCUAUUGCUAUAGCUCUAAUGAUUUAA